AUGGGGGGGUUAUUGGACGCGCGCGCUCCGCCGCCGCCGCGGCGAGCAGAGCCCCGCGGCUUCCCCCCUGACAAUGCGUUUCCGGGGACCCCCUGCGCGCCGCAGAAAGGGGCUGCACGCGAGGGGGCCCAGCGCACCCUUUUCUGCGGCGAGGCGCUGCACGGGCCCGUCAAGGAGUGCGAGGAGGACCAGUUCCGGUGCCGGAACGAGCGCUGCAUCCCGUCCGUGUGGAGAUGCGACGAGGACGACGACUGCUCGGACAACAGCGACGAGGACGACUGCCCCAAGAAGACCUGCGCGGACAGCGACUUCACCUGCGCCAACGGCCACUGCGUCCCCGAGCGCUGGAAGUGUGACGGCGAGGAGGAGUGUCCCGACGGCUCCGACGAGUCCGAGGCCACUUGUACCAAGCAGGUGUGCCCGGCAGAGAAGCUGAGCUGUGGACCCACCAGCCACAAGUGCGUGCCUGCGUCGUGGCGCUGCGAUGGGGAGAAGGACUGCGAGAGCGGAGCCGACGAGGCGGGCUGUGCUUCCCCGCUGGGCACCUGCCCUGGUCAUGAGUUUCAAUGCGAAGACGGCACCUGCGUGGCUGCGGUCAAGCGUUGCAAUCAGGAGCUGGACUGUGCUGAUGGCAGUGAUGAAGCUGGCUGCCUGCAGGAGAUCUCCUGUGAGGGUCCCCGCAGAUUUCAGUGUAAGAGUGGCGAGUGCGUGGACGGCGGGAAAGUGUGUGAUACCCAGAGGGACUGCCGAGACUGGUCGGAUGAACCUCAGAAAGAGUGUGGGCUGAACGAGUGCUUGCACAACAACGGGGGCUGCUCCCACAUCUGCACGGACCUCAAGAUCGGCUUUGAGUGCACGUGCCCCGCAGGCUUCCGGCUCUUGGAUCAGAAGACGUGUGGUGACAUCGAUGAGUGCACCGACCCAGACGCCUGCAGCCAGAUCUGCGUCAACUACAAGGGCUUCUUCAAGUGCGAGUGCUACCCUGGCUAUGAGAUGGACGCAUUCACCAAGAACUGCAAGGCCGUCGCUGGCAAGAGCCCCUCGAUCAUCUUUACCAACCGGCACGAGGUGCGCAGGAUUGACCUGGUGAAGCGGGACCACUCGCGCCUCAUCCCCAUGCUCAAGAACGUCGUGGCACUGGACGUCGAGGUGGCCACCAACCGCAUCUACUGGUGUGACCUCUCCUACCGCAAGAUCUACAGUGCCUACAUGGACAAGGCCAGCGACCCGGCAGAACAGGAGGUCCUCAUUGACGAGCAGUUGCACUCCCCGGAGGGCCUGGCGGUGGACUGGGUCCACAAGCACAUCUACUGGACCGACUCGGGCAACAAGACCAUCUCUGUGGCCACAGUGGAUGGUGGCCGCCGCCGCACGCUCUUCAACCAGGACCUGAGCGAGCCCCGGGCUAUCGCCGUGGACCCCCUGCGAGGGUUCAUGUACUGGUCUGACUGGGGGAGCCAGGCCAAGAUCGAGAAGUCUGGCCUCAAUGGUGCGGAGCGGCAGACACUGGUGUCGGACGACAUCGAGUGGCCCAACGGAAUCACGCUGGAUUUGCUGAGCCAGCGCUUGUACUGGGUGGACUCCAAGCUGCACCAGCUGUCUGGCAUCGAUUUCAGCGGGGGCCACAGGAAGAUGCUGAUCUCCUCCACCGACUUCCUGAGCCACCCUUUUGGGAUAGCUGUGUUUGAGGACAGGGUGUUCUGGACAGACCUGGAGAACGAGGCCAUUUUCAGUGCCAACCGGCUGAACGGCCUGGAGAUCUCCGUCCUGGCUGAGAACUUGAACAACCCACAUGACAUCGUCAUCUGCCACGAGCUGAAGCAGCCCAGAGCUGCAGAUGCCUGUGAGCUGAGCGCCCAGCCCAAUGGGGGCUGUGAGUACCUGUGCCUUCCUGCGCCUCAGACCUCAGGCCACUCUCCCAAGUACACAUGCGCCUGCCCAGACACCAUGUGGCUGGGCCCGGACAUGAAGAAAUGCUACCGUGCACCUCCAUCUACCUCAACUACCACGGUAGCCUCUGCCGUGCCGAGGACAGUAGCCGCCACCACGAGAGUCCCUGGGACCACCACCCACAGCCCCACCUACCAGAACCACAGCACAGAGACGUCCAGCCUGGCCACCGCAGUCCCAAGCUCAGCGAGUGUCCCCAGGGCUCCCAGCAUCGGCCUGUCUACUGCAAGCCCUGCCACCAGCAACCACUCACAGCACUAUGGGAAGGAAGCUGGGGAGAUGCGCUCAGCGGUCACUGCUGCCGUCAUUGGCAUCAUCGUGCCCAUGGCGGUGAUAGCCCUGCUGUGCAUGAGUGGCUACCUCAUCUGGAGAAACUGGAAGCGGAAGAACACCAAGAGCAUGAACUUCGACAACCCCGUGUACCGGAAGACCACGGAGGAGGACGACGAGGACGAGCUCCACAUCGGGAGGGCUGCGCAGAUUGGCCACGUGUACCCUGCAGCAAUCAGCAGCUUUGAUCGCCCACUGUGGUCAGAGCCCUGUCUUGGGGAGACCAGAGAACUGGAAGAGCCAGCCCCUGCCCGCAAGGAGCUUUUUGUCUUGCCGGGAGAACCAAGGUCACAGCUGCACCAACUCCCGAAGAACCCUCUUUCCGAGCUGCCUGUCGUCAAGUGCAAGCGAGUGGCUCUGAGCCUUGAAGAUGACGGACUGCCCUGAGGAUGGGACCACUCUCUUCGUGCCUCGUGGAAUUCAGUCCCAUGCACUGUAUUCUCUGGAUGGUGUGGACACCUGGUUUCUGUAUAUGGGCCAGUGUGUGUGUGGGUGUGAGUGGUGUGUGUGUGGGGGUGUGUUUUGGUUUUUUUUAAUUUAUGGUGCGGGAAGGAAACCACAAAGUUAUGAUGAACUGCAAACAUCCAAAGGGUGUGAGAGUUUUUAUAUGUAUAAUGUUUUAUACACUUUUUACCUGGUUGCACUGUCCAUGAGAAGCUCAUGCAAUGGCGCCUGCUGAGUGACUAACCAAUGCACAUAACUACACGGGCCGGUGGCACACUCGCUUACUCGUCGUCUUAAAACUGUACGUGCAGAAGAAGCUUGGUUUCUUGGGAGUUCUUUGUCUUUCGUUUUGUUCUUUUUAGGUUUCUGGGUCGGUUUUUUUUGUACAUAAAAUAAUUAUGCUUUGUGGCUAUCCAUCAACAUCAGUAAAAAAGGGGAAGAAGAACACGUUAAGCCCCCUUUGCCCAUUUAGUUUAUUUAUUAACAUAUUUCAACAAUGAGAUGAGUUUUAUAAUUUAGAGAAGUGAGAGUAUUUAUUUUUGGUGUGCUUGGCUCUCUGUGGAGGAUCCCUGGUGGUGCAGUGGUUGAAGCACCCCACUGCCACCCAAGAGGUUUGGACACGCCAGCCAUUCCACAGAAGAAACGCGUGGCAGUGUGCUUCCUUAUAGAUGUGCUACUGCCCUGGAAACCCUCUGGGGCAGGCCUGCUGUCGCUGGGAUUGAUUUGAGGGUAGUAGGUUUGGUUGUCUCUCUGAAGGGGUGUAUGUGUGUGUGUGUGUGUGUGUGAGAGAGAGAGAGACAGAAAUCUGUAGAGAAGAGUGCACACUUACAGCUUUUGUUCAAGUGCACAGAGAUAAAUAUGUUUUAAAACGAUCCACCAGAGCAGUGUCUGUUGUUCCCAGAGAAGUCGUCAGCAAUCUGAUUCAGAAAGCAGAUACCAUGGGCUUCAAGAGCCCAUCUCUUCCACAUCUGGCUCUUGGUGAGGCUCCCGUCAGUCAGGAGAAGAGCCAAACUCCCCCGUGGUGGCUGUGGCUCAGGCCUGGGCUGUCUGUUCUGCCGCUGCAAAAGGCCCGUGUGCAGACGUUAUUCAGGGCCAGAAGCACUUAGGAGCCCCCAUCAGAAUGUGCCCACACCUACUUUUAGAAGUUCGGCUCUUUCAGUAAUUAAUUUCCUUAAGGAUCCCUGGGUUGGCGUUAUUACGUUUCCUCUGCAGCACCCAUCCUCUGCAGGGUGCCAUCGUUGCAUACAGAGCUAAGAGGAGGCUGUUUGCAAGACAGCCCACCUUCACCCUUAGGGACUGACUUGCUCAGCACUGAACACCUCAGACAUGCUGUGGGUGACCAGUAGAAUGGUGGGUUUUACUACAUCUCUUCCUGCUUCUUCCUUCCUACCGUUUCCUUUAGGUAGGGAACACAUUUUAAAUAAUAAAUAGGUUUUUUACCAUCAUAUGUCAUAUAGGUGAAACUAAUGUUUUUAAGUCAGAAAAAGUAGCCAAACCAGAAGUUAUAUUUGAGGGGGAAAUGGCCCAGCCAGUAUAUUAUAGUAUAUCGGACAUAUAUAUGCUCAUGCAAGAAUUCGGUUUAUUGCUUUGUAAAUAAAAGAAGAGAUUCUGUA
Messenger RNA from Echinops telfairi (small Madagascar hedgehog), 4337 nucleotides. It is a transcript of the gene LRP8, whose product is annotated as LDL receptor related protein 8. Lineage: Eukaryota; Metazoa; Chordata; Mammalia; Afrosoricida; Tenrecidae. The record is from RefSeq and is a predicted model, not a curated record. Gene Ontology annotation, molecular function: protein binding; calcium ion binding. The transcript is spliced from 20 exons. Bases 1 to 2667 code for a protein of 888 amino acids.